AUGGUUAAGAGUUCUAUUGAAACAAUUUCAGAAACAGUUGACAAUGAAAAAGAUACUGCAGUUGAAUUGGAUCACGCACUGUCUGUGGCCGGUACCGGUUGGUAUAACAUAAGAUACAGUUUGGCCUUGGCCCUGUUCUUAAUAUCUACAAUAAUAGAUACGGUGGGAUAUUCGUACAUCCUUCCAGCUGCCAGAUGUGACCUACAGAUGAGUGACUCGCAACGUGGACUCAUAGGUUCAAUGCCAUAUAUUGGCAUAGUCGUAACAUCAUUUCCCUGGGGCUACCUUACGGAUACUAGAGGAAGAAAGGUAAUGAUUGUGUCCAGCUCACUGGCUGCUGGUACUUUCGGUGUACUAGCUGCAUUUAUGCCUGAAAUUAAUAGUUUUACUGUAUUCAAACUCCUUUCAGCGUUAUGCAUAGCAUGUCCAGCGUCCGUGCCGUAUUCGUUUAUUGGAGAAAUAAUACCUCAAAAAUACAGAGAUAUCACAAUGUCUAUAACCAACGCUAUGCAAAUAUGUGGAUCAGCCAUUGUUCCUUUGCUAGCGUGGGCGAUACUACCUCUCGACUUUAGAGUUAAUUUCGGGGCAUAUGAUUUCCGAUCUUGGAGGCUACUUACGAUUUUAUAUUCAAGUUCUUUUAUUAUAAGCGCUUUACUUAUGUCUUUUGGUCCAGAAAGUCCUAAGUUUCUUCUUGCGAAAGGAAAACACGAGGAAUCAUUAAACACAUUAGGGAAAAUAUAUGCUGGAAACAAAAGAAAACCAGCUUCCGAUUAUCCAGUAAAAAGCUUAAAACUAUCUGAAGAGAAUCAAAAAAUAAAGGAAUCGUUUCUUAGAUCUUUGGUUCAACAAAGUUUACCGUUAAUAAAACCGCCUUAUUUGAAGUGGUUACUACUUAAUGGAGUUUUAUUCUUUGGAAUAUUUGCUACACUAAAUGGGUUAUAUAUGUGGGUACCAGACAUUCUAAAUAGAGUUCUCACCGGUAACCAAACAGGUCUCACCGCUUGCGAUGUAAUAGCUCAAAGGCUUAAUCAGACGGUGGAGGAAAAUGGAGAGUGUGACGACACAAUAAACACACAGACAUUUGUGAUAAACACUGUAGCCAAUUUCUGUUGCGCCAUAAUUGCCCUCGUCUUCAGUAGUACUGUAAAGUUCCUGGGAAAGAAAACUUUACUGAUCUUCGUGUAUAUGGUUAUAGGCAUAUUCUGUAUACUGAUAAAUUUCAUGACUCAAAAUAUAGUAUUUGCGAUACUAUUAUCUGCGAUACCACUCACUGGUCUUGCUGUUGGACCAGUAAACUCCUAUGCUGUUGAAAUAUUUCCAACAAAUUUAAGGGGCAUGGCAAUCAGUCUUACAAUGAUGAUCGGCAGAACCGGGUCCAUAGUAGGUACUAACGUCGCUGGGAUCUUAAUCAACACUUUCUGUACACUAACGUUCUAUAUCUUUGGGGGUGCUUUAAUACUUUGUGGGCUGCUUUCAUUUUUAUUACCUAGAGCGAAGAUUGAACCAAAAUCCAAAGAAGUGGAGAUCCAUAAAACAAAAGCUAAGCCGGAAAUAUAA
Molecule: messenger RNA, 1557 nt
Organism: Melitaea cinxia (Glanville fritillary)
Lineage: Eukaryota; Metazoa; Arthropoda; Insecta; Lepidoptera; Nymphalidae
Product: synaptic vesicle glycoprotein 2B-like
Exons: 10
Coding region: 1-1557 (518 amino acids)
Biological process (GO): transmembrane transport
Molecular function (GO): transmembrane transporter activity
Source: RefSeq, a predicted model, not a curated record